AUGCGCUUUGCGGGAAGCGAUGCAUCGUCCAGGAGCUCUGCCCCCCUUCAUGGCGACGACGACGGACACGCAUCGAGGCCCGGCAGACACGUUAAUCAAAGUCGAGAGGAGGGGAGCGGGGUCUCUGAGGGUGCAUCUCACAAGCGGCAGCCGUCAAGAGCACUGGAAACGAUGCAUAUGGCCAGUGCACGGAGACACAAUUAUGGGAUCCGUGACUCUAGAGGAAGCGACGUCGUUUUUCUCCGGACUUGUGAGUCGCAGGCGCGUCAGGGGCCAUCGGUAAAGGCUGAUACAAAAAAAGAGUCUGCAAAUGCCAGCGUCUCCGAGCUGCAGAAGACAGAGGACGUGGCGACGCGUGAAGCAGUUUCGGCGUCCUCACGUGGGGUUGCCUCGUCCAGCGCUGUUGUUUACAAAAGUGAGGAUUGUCUGGGAGCGGACAAAGUGUUCAGGCUCUCGGACAACGCUGGCAAGGACGGUAGGAGUUCUAGAAUUAGUCGUCUGAGUGGGAAGGCUUCUUUGACUGUUUGUGAUCGGUGGGGUGCAAUGGACAGUGCCGUUGCUGAGGGCGAGGUGCCAGCAUUGCCCAAGAUGACUAACCUGAAUGCCAAGUCGCAAGAAAUGUCUGAGGUUCGUAUGACAGCGGCAUCGUUUCCUCGUGAGGUUCUCUCCCGCACGGAUUCUGCACAUCUUCUGAUACGGCACUCUCCCCCAUUGCGGAGCACGCUCACGCUUUCUCUCCGCUGCUGGGUGCUUUGCCCUCUCGUGGUGAUUUUAUUGGUGGUGGCCGCAGUUACGAUGGCGUUAUCGUUUGCAACGUCGAAAAGCAGCUCAGAAAGCGUCUUUUUGUCCCUGCAUGACGUGGUGUUGGACAGCAUAGAGGAGUCUGUGGGAGAUUUAACGUUGACAAAGAUGGCACGCAUGGCGGUGUCGACAGGAAGCAUGUACUUUUCUAAGAACACCUUCCCCAACCUUCGGGCUGACAUACUGAUGCCGCUGGAAGGCGGCAUGAUGUCGCGUCUCUGUGCUGUUCUUCGCGACAUGGAUCCUGCUAAGAUGGUCUCUUCUCUCGGCGCUGUUUCGCUGACGAGACAACAGGCUGCCGUGUGCUUUAACUCUCGUUCACGCCCUGGCAACUUUGUGGGUACGGUGAGUCGCAAUGGUGUCAUUAAGGGCUUCUACUACGUUGACUCCGUGACACUGGAGUACAAAACCCCACUGGAACCCCUGGAAAAAGUUGAUCCCCCCAUGAGCAUCGAUGACUUUACCAAAUCCCAGCGCUUCGAGAAGGUGGUCGAGAAAUGGAAGACUGCGGUGGAAAAGGGUGAGCCGAUGCUGUCAGAGCAAUAUUGGGUGACGCCGCGCCACCCGCCGAACUAUGUUGUGUUUGUCUACCCAUUCUUUGAGGUGUAUGAAGACGGCAGCACCGGUGUUGGCUACAUUUACUCAACGAUGUUCACGGAUGACAUUGCGAGCAUUCAGUGGUACAGCCCUACUGAAAGUGGCAUACGUGUGAUGCUUGUGGACCCGGAUGUCAGGGCAGAGCAACUGUUGGUUGUUGCAAACAGCUGGGGUCAACCACUCGCCAACGUCACAAACGCAUGGCUGGCAACCGUGAGAGGCGAUCCAGUGAAGUUUAUGCACGUUGAGGACGUGGAGGACCCCAUAAUGCGCGAGGCGCUCAAGCACGUGGACCUUUGCGCCGCUAUCAGCAGUGGCAGCGAUCAGAAUGCCUCCUUUCUUUACGGCGGCUUUGACGGACGAAUCACUGCGAAGCGCAUUGACGUUCAGGGUGGGGUGAAGUUUCUUCUUGUGGUUGUCACCAGUCGCAGCUACUACUUGGGGCCCGUGAUUUUGUACCGCAAUGUUGCGAUUGUGGCGGGUAUUGUGGUGUUGCUGCUGGUGACGGUGGCCUGCGUUGCGUUUGUGGAGUGCUGCUUGGUGAUACCGCUUCGCGCCACACGGGCAGAACUGAAGCUUGCGCUGGGUGGUGCUCCGGUGAGUGCCAGGAGUCGUCGUCGCGCUGUGCUCCGCGAGGUGCGGGAGCUGGAGGAUGUGUGCACCACUUUGCGUUGUCGUCUUGACAAGGUGCGGUUGUACAUGCCCGACCGUUUCAAUGCGAGGGUUGCGGCCGCUGGUUACGGCAGUCCAUUUCGAAGCGAGUGUGGAAUUGAUAAAGCCAGCCUGGACGGGUCAAACAGCGAAGAACUGAAGCGAGUGACGUGCAGCGUCGCCUAUGUGUACUACACCCCCCGCACUGUCCGCAACCCCACCGACGCCGUUGUGGAGCUGAUAAUGCGGGCGGUGGUAAAGAUUGCCACUGACUGCGGCGGGUGCUUCGAAGUGCAGCGUCCCGACUACUGCGUGAUCAGCUUCGGUGCACAGUUGAGGGGCAAGGAGUUUGCGGCCGAGGCCUUGGAGGCGGUGGAGUUUGCUCGUCGGCUGCGCGAGGAGCUGACGGCGUGCGCGGAACUUGAUGGUCUGUACCGUGUGAUAGUGGAGUCUGGGGUGUUUCUCAGCGGCGUCAUCAGUGGUGGCGGUCGCAGCCACUUUGUGCUGCUCUGUCGCAACCUGCACUACCGACUCGGCGGGUUCCUGCCGCACACAGGCGUUGUGGCAGCCGUUACGGAAGAGACCGCGCUGCUUGUGCGAGGGCGCUGCCGCCUUCUGCCCUUUGAGACGGUGUACCUUGAGGACGCAGCCACGACGUGUGUGAAGCUGCACGAGGUGAUUUGUGGCGCUGCUGGCACAGCGGCAUGGCAGAACUACGAGCACUGUUACAGCGAGGCGUACGACAUGAUGGAGCGUAGCGAGUACGGAUCGGCGUUGUGGUGGUGGGAGAAGGCGAGAGCCGUGGAGCAGGGCGCACUGGCGGAGGAAUCGCCGCUGUGCAGGUCGUCACAGGCAGCGCGGCUUGAGAAAGAGUGCGUCAUGCGUAUGUCACGGGGCGACUAUGCGCCGUUUGCGCGGCGACCACGCUUAGCGAAUGGCGAGAAUGACGGCGUGCCGCACAGCGAUGUUGUUUCCACCGUCACCAGCGAGGAAACUGUCAGUCAGAAGACGGCCAGCGCGACGAGCUCCUUCCGUUUUGGUCCGUUGGUGACCGCACCCGAGAGCGACGCAGUGAGCUUGGAGGUGGCUGCUGGGUGCCUGCCGCAUCGAUUUAGGGACCGCCUGGGGAACGUCUGGAAGCGCGCCCUGAAUCCGAUCGAGGACCCCUCCACAGACAUCACUCCCGUGUACAUGGCUAUAUCCGCCACCGGGACGCUGGCGGUGCUGAAAGUGUGCCAGCUGACUGAUGCGGCCGCUCGUCUGACACGCGCUGAGGUGGAUGCUGCGCUUGAGGAGCUGAUGGGCCUCAGGGUCAACGACAGUCUGGUGCAAUACCUUUCGUAUUGUUACGUCCCACCUCACCGCGUGGUGCUUGUGAUGCAGUACGUCCCUGGUGGGACUCUGCGUGAAAUGAAAUCCCGGUACGGACGCAAGCUGCCGCUGACUGCCGUGAGGCGGAACGUCGCGUCGAUGCUGCGGGGCCUGGCGCACCUGCAUGGGCGCGGUGUGAUCCACGGACGUUUGUGCCCCGAGAAUGUGAUGGUUGGUGUGGAGGGGCGGUGGCGGCUCAAGGGCAUGCUGCUGGGUGCCGCGCCGCUGAUACUGCACCAAGAGACGUACUAUGUGAGCCCCGAGGUUGCUGCCGGCGGUGCGAAGACGGCAGCGAAUGACGUGUACGCGCUGGGGCUGCUGCUGCUCGCGAUGCUGACAGACUCCCACCCCUGGCAGUGGAGUGCGAAUGCGGCGUUAGAUCGCUCACGGAACGAGCUUGACUCGCUUCUAGCCGACAGUACGGCGUUCCGCGAGGCGCUGCGUAAUGGGCUGCUGACACCGGUGCCGACCCCUGCAGACACAGACGAAACGCUGCGGACCGUGCUGGAGGCGUGUCUCCGCACCGCCCCAGGGGAUCGCCCUACUGCGUUGCGACUUCAGGAGGUGCGUUGUGAUAGGAGUUUGUAA
Molecule: messenger RNA, 4008 nt
Organism: Trypanosoma cruzi
Lineage: Eukaryota; Euglenozoa; Kinetoplastea; Trypanosomatida; Trypanosomatidae
Product: protein kinase, putative
Exons: 1
Coding region: 1-4008 (1335 amino acids)
Biological process (GO): protein phosphorylation
Cellular component (GO): cytoplasm
Molecular function (GO): ATP binding; protein serine/threonine kinase activity
Source: RefSeq, a predicted model, not a curated record